Tilletiaria anomala UBC 951 is the source of this 984-nucleotide messenger RNA. RefSeq lists its product as uncharacterized. The record is from RefSeq and is a predicted model, not a curated record. Bases 1 to 984 code for a protein of 327 amino acids. NCBI's taxonomy places the organism in Eukaryota, Fungi, Basidiomycota, Exobasidiomycetes, Georgefischeriales, Tilletiariaceae. Gene Ontology annotation, molecular function: O-methyltransferase activity; S-adenosylmethionine-dependent methyltransferase activity. The transcript is spliced from 3 exons.
AUGAAGUGCGAGCUUCCGUGCUUCCUGCUCCGCUUCCAUUCAACGACGGUCUCUCCUAAUUAUCACGGUCGCACUGUCAAUCAGAUAUUAGUUGCGAGGCUCGUACUGUACCUUACGUCUCUCACGAUAACUUCCGCGAUCAAGGGCCGCAUCGACAUUCCAGCCGAGACGCCACUCUUCUUUGCGUCCAAGCUGGUCGCCGAAGCCCUCUCCGAGCUCAGCAGCGGCGCACCAGCAAGCACCUCGGCGCUGCAGCGUUUGCGGCUCGCACAGACCCUCCUCUCGUCCUUCGAACCGUACGCGACCACUUCGCACGAUUGGGCCGGCGUAUAUGAGCGCGGUGCCUCCAGCCUCAAGCUUGACUUGCACUUUUGCGCCGGGCCGUACGAGGGCGCAUGGUUGGGCCAGUUCGUGGGCGCCAUAUGCGCGAUGACGGUGCUCGAAGUGGGCAUGCGCACGGGAACUACCACGCUCUGCAUCGCCGAAAACCUCCCGCGUGACGACCAGAAGGCGCACGUUACGACGCUCGAGCUGAUGGAGUACCUCAAGGGCUUCGUUGAGCCCUACUUCCGAGCUGCCGGCCACGGCCCAGAGCGCAUAACCGUCGUGACGAGCAAGGCAUCCGACAGCCUCAAACUCCUUCCAUCCAGUGGCAGCUCGUCAGAUAGCAAGACGAUUCCGGAGAAGGCCAAAGGCCCUUUCGAUCUCAUUUUCAUCGAUGCCGAUAAAGGAGGGUAUGUGGAGUAUUACAAGCUCAUCAUUGACGGUGGCCUGCUAGCCAAGACCGGAACGCUUUUGAUCGACAAUACGCUCUGCAAGGGUACGGCGUUCGCGCCCGGUCUGCUCGAGGUAGAGCCACAGAUCAACCUGGUAAACGCCAAAGCGAUCUCCGAAUUCAACGACAUGAUCCUCAAGGAUGAUCGCGUCAACGUCACCCUCCUGCCCGUCCGGGAUGAUGUCAUGAUGGUCAAUUGGAGAAAUUGA